AUGCCCUUGGAGAUCCAUCCCAUCACCGUCAUCGUCAACAACACCAACCCCAGCACCCUCCUCACCCAGAUCUGCAACAUCCUCGCCAGCCACAAGAUCCAUGGCAUCGUCUUCGAGGACAACGUUGGCACGGAGGCCGUGGCCCAGAUCCUUGACUUUGUCUCCUCCCAGACACAGGUCCCUGUGAUCAGCAUCAGCGGGGGCUCUGCUGUGGUCCUGACCCCAAAGGAGCCUGGCUCGGCUUUCCUUCAGUUGGGUGUCUCCAUUGAGCAGCAAAUCCAGGUGAUCUUCAAGGUGUUGGAGGAAUACGACUGGGGCUCCUUCACCGUCAUCACCAGCCUCUAUCCAGGCUACAACAUCUUCCUUGACGUCAUCCGCUCUUUUACGGACGCCAGCUACUUCGGCUGGGAGCUGCAGGAGGUGCUCACCUUUGAGAUGAGCCAAGAGCAGAGCAGCUCCAGGACACAGCGACUCCUGCGUCAGAUCGAUGCUCAGGUCCUCAUCGUCUACUGCUCACGAGAAGAGGCUGAAUAUCUCUUCACCAUGGCAGAGCAAGCCGGACUCGUGGGGCCAGGCUACGUCUGGAUUGUGCCCAGCCUGACGGUGGGCAACAUGGAGGUGCCACCCUCCUCCUUCCCCGUCGGCCUCAUCAGCGUGGUGACGGAGAGCUGGAAGCUGAGCCUGCGGCAGAAGGUGCGGGAUGGAGUGGCCAUCAUCGCCAUGGGAGCGGCCAGCUUCUUCCGGGCCCACGGCUACCUCCCCGAGGUGGGACGGGACUGCUGGACCCCCGCUGGGACCACCACUGCCAACGCCAGCUUCUACCAGCACCUCCUCAACGUGACGUGGGAGCACAGGGACUUCUCCUUCAAUGAAGGUGGCUACCUGAUCAGACCCACCAUGGUGGUGAUCUCACUCAACCAGCACCGGCUCUGGGAGAUGGUGGGCAAGUGGGAGAAAGGCAUCAUCCACAUGAAGUACCCGGUCUGGCCGCGUUACGGCUCCUUCAUGCAGCCCGUGGCUGAUACCCGCCUCCUGACAGUGGCCACGCUGGAGGAGAGACCCUUCGUCAUUGUGGAGAACACAGACCCCAGCACCGGGGUCUGCGUGCGCAACACCGUGCCCUGCCGCAAGCAGACCAACUCCUCCCAGAGGUGAGCAGUGAGGACCAAGCUGUGCUGCAAGGGUUUCUGUAUCGACAUCCUGAAGAAGUUGGCCAAGGCGGUGAAGUUCUCCUAUGAUCUCUACCUAGUGACCAACGGCAAACACGGCAAGAUCGUCCGCGGGGUCUGGAAUGGCAUGAUUGGUGAGGUGUACUACAAGCGAGCAGACAUGGCCAUCGGCUCUCUCACCAUCAAUGAGGAGCGUUCUGAGAUCGUGGACUUCUCCGUGCCCUUCGUGGAGACGGGCAUCAGCGUCAUGGUGGCCCGGAGCAACGGCACCGUCUCCCCGUCCGCCUUCCUGG
Messenger RNA from Apaloderma vittatum (bar-tailed trogon), 1462 nucleotides. RefSeq names its product glutamate receptor, ionotropic, N-methyl D-aspartate 2C (gene GRIN2C). Gene Ontology annotation, molecular function: NMDA glutamate receptor activity; transmitter-gated monoatomic ion channel activity involved in regulation of postsynaptic membrane potential. The transcript has 6 exons. The annotation marks the transcript as partial. The record is from RefSeq and is a predicted model, not a curated record. NCBI's taxonomy places the organism in Eukaryota, Metazoa, Chordata, Aves, Trogoniformes, Trogonidae. Gene Ontology annotation, biological process: excitatory postsynaptic potential; long-term synaptic potentiation; synaptic transmission, glutamatergic. Gene Ontology annotation, cellular component: plasma membrane; NMDA selective glutamate receptor complex; postsynaptic membrane.